AGCUCACUCCUGGCGUCACUUUCCCCCGGCGGCCGCAGCAGGAGGACCCUUCACCGGGUUGUAUUUAGCAGCGUACCCAUCUUUCUCUUAACCUUCAGCGGUAAAAUGUACUACAAGUUCAGCGGAUUCACCCAGAAACUGACGGGUUCAGCUCCAGCGGCCGCCUACAGCCCCCAGGGGCUGAGGCCAGGCGUGCCAGCAGAGGCCCCAGCCAUGAUCUUUGCCUCACCCACCAAGUUGGCGUCAGAGGCUGGAACAGUGGUAGAGUACAUGGGAGCAAACAGGGUUCCUGAUCUCCAGAGGAUAUUCCAGGUGUCGGACGGCCUCCCCAUUCACCUGAAGCGCGGCUACCCCGACCGGCUACUGUACCGCACCACCAUGGCGCUCACUGUAGGAGGCGCUCUCUACUGCCUGGUGGCUCUUUACAUCGCGUGUCAGCCCAGAAAUAAGUGACCAACACAACACCUAUGGAUCUUUCUGUAACAUCCCCAACACGUUGCUGCUCUAAUUUAUCCACCCAGCAUUCCUGGUCUUCAUCCUGUCCUCAUCACGACCAACUCUUGGGACUUUUAGAUGAGAAUGAAUCUUUAUCAGAACUUUACAACAAUCAAAUAACAAUAAUAAUGUCUGUCUUCUUUGUCGAAAGAUGUCUAAGUUAAUAAAUUUUAAGAGGAAGCAAA
This is a messenger RNA of Larimichthys crocea (large yellow croaker), 680 nucleotides long. RefSeq names its product cytochrome c oxidase subunit 7A2 like (gene cox7a2l). The transcript is spliced from 3 exons. Gene Ontology annotation, cellular component: respiratory chain complex IV. The record is from RefSeq and is a predicted model, not a curated record. The coding region runs from base 106 to 453 and encodes 115 amino acids. Gene Ontology annotation, biological process: mitochondrial respirasome assembly; regulation of oxidative phosphorylation; mitochondrial electron transport, cytochrome c to oxygen. Lineage: Eukaryota; Metazoa; Chordata; Actinopteri; Sciaenidae.